Suncus etruscus (white-toothed pygmy shrew) is the source of this 1820-nucleotide messenger RNA. RefSeq names its product leucine zipper tumor suppressor 1 (gene LZTS1). Gene Ontology annotation, biological process: regulation of synaptic plasticity; regulation of dendrite morphogenesis. Gene Ontology annotation, cellular component: dendritic spine. NCBI's taxonomy places the organism in Eukaryota, Metazoa, Chordata, Mammalia, Eulipotyphla, Soricidae. The coding region runs from base 21 to 1820 and encodes 599 amino acids. The record is from RefSeq and is a predicted model, not a curated record. The transcript is spliced from 3 exons.
GUCCUUGGUCCCAAGUCACCAUGGGCAGUGUCAGCAGCCUUAUCUCUGGCCACAGUUUCAAUAGCAAGCAUUGUCGUGCUUCUCAGUAUAAGUUGCGUAAGUCUUCUCACCUCAAAAAGCUCAAUAGGUAUUCUGACGGGCUGCUGAAAUUUGGCUUCUCCCAGGACCCAGGUCACGGCAAGUCUAGCUCCAAAAUGGGCAAGAGUGAAGAUUUCUUCUACAUCAAGGUCAGCCAGAAAACCCGGGGUACCCACCAUCCAGAUUAUACUGCGUUGUCCAGUGGGGACAUAGGGGGUCAAACUGGACUGGACUUUAGCCCUUCUACCCCACCCAAACUCAUGCCCUACUCCAAUGAACUAGAAAUGGGCUCAGAAAAGAAGGGUGUUGUGAGACCCACAGCAUUCAAGCCCAUGCUACCACGAUCAGGAACCAUCCUCCACUCAUCUCCUGAUAGUACUAAUCACCAGAUACAUGUUGCCCCUCCAGAGAAGCCCAAGGAGCAAGAGCUAAAGCCUGGCCUGUGCUCUGGGGCACUUUCUGAUUCAGGCCGAAACUCCAUGUCCAGCUUGCCCACACAUAGCACCAGCAGCAGCUACCAGCUUGACCCACUGGUCACCCCCGUGGGACCCACCAGUCGAUUUGGGGGUUCAGCUCACAACAUUACUCAAGGCAUCAUCCUCCAGGACAAUAACAUGAUGAGUUUAAAGGCUCUGUCUUUCUCUGAUGGGGGCAGCAAGCUUGCCCAUCCAGGCAAGGUGGAUAAGGGUUCCUCAUGCAUUCGUUCCCCCAUCUCUACUGAUGAAUGUACCAUCCAGGAAUUGGAACAGAAACUGCUAGAAAGGGAGAAUGAGCUGCAGAAACUUCAUCGCAGCUUUGAUGAGAAGGAGCUGACCUCCAGCCAUGUCUAUGAAGAACGACAGCGACACUGCAAGGAUGAACUAGAAGGCAUGGAGCACAAGUGUGGAGGCAGGUUGAAGCAGGCCUCUCAGAAGAGCCAGCGUACCCAGCAGGUGCUACACCUUCAGGUGCUUCAACUUCAGCAGGAGAAGCGGCAGCUACGACAGGAGCUUGAAAACCUUAUGAAGGAGCAGGAUCUGCUGGAAACCAAACUCAGAUCCUAUGAGAAGGAGAAAACCAACUUUGUGCCAACACUGGAAGAAACCCAGUGGGAGGUAUGCCAGAAGACAGGGGAGAUCUCUCUCUUGAAGCAGCAGCUGAAGGAAUCCCAGAUGGAGGUCAAUGCCAAGGCCAGUGAGAUACUCAGCCUAAAGGCACAGUUAAAGGACAUGCGGGGCAAGCUGGAGGGUCAGGAGUUAAAGACACAGGAUCUGGAGAGUGCCCUGCACACCAAGGGGCUAGAGCUGGAGGUCUGUGAGAAUGAGCUGCAGCGCAAGAAGAAUGAGUCGGAACUCCUGAGAGAAAAAGUGAACCUGCUAGAGCAGGAGCUGCUGGAGCUGCGGGCCCAGGUCACUCUGCAGCGGGAUGGUAUAUGUUUGGGGCCCACUUUCUCAGAGGACAUCCCUGUUCUGCAACGGGAGCUAGAGAGGCUACGGGCAGAGCUAAAGGAGGAGCGACAAGGCCAUGACCAGAUGUCCUCAGGUUUCCAGCAUGAGCGACUGGUGUGGAAGGAAGAGAAAGAGAAGGUGAUCCAGUACCAGAAGCAGCUACAACAGAGCUAUCUAGCGAUGUACCAGCGAAACCAGCACCUGGAGAAGGCCUUGCGGCAGCUGAGCCAUGGAGAAGGGGCAGCAGAGCCCUUUGAGAUUGAUCUGGAAGGUGCUGACAUCCCCUAUGAGGACAUCAUAGCCACGGAGAUCUGA